CGCGUCCUGUGACUGCAGUCAGGUGGUUGCGGGCUUUCCCUCCCUCCCUCUCUCUUCCCCCCUCCUAUCGCGCUCCGUCUUUCCCCACGUCGGAAAGUUGGAAGAAAGUUGCUGGCUGGGAAAGUUUGCAGGCAGGAAAGCGGUGUCCCCGGCUUCCCCGCAGCGCUGAGGGUCAAGGAUGGCCGGCGGGGAAGGAGCGGGCUCCGGCGUGCCCGAGAGCCGGGAGCAUCUCUUCAAAGUGCUGGUGAUCGGGGAGCUGGGCGUGGGUAAAACCAGCAUCAUCAAGCGCUACGUGCACCAGCUCUUCUCCCAGCACUACCGGGCGACCAUCGGCGUGGAUUUCGCACUCAAAGUCAUCAACUGGGACAGCAAGACCCUGGUGCGGCUGCAGCUCUGGGAUAUAGCAGGCCAGGAGCGCUUUGGAAAUAUGACCAGAGUAUACUACAAAGAAGCAGUUGGUGCUUUUGUGGUCUUCGAUGUCACAAGAGGCUCCACAUUCGAGGCUGUUUCAAAAUGGAAGCAUGAUUUGGACAGUAAAGUACUACUUCCCAAUGGCAACCCCAUCCCUGCUGUUCUUCUUGCAAAUAAGUGUGACCAGAAGAAAGAUGGCAGCCAGAAUCCCUCCCAAAUGGACCAGUUCUGCAGAGAAGGUGGUUUUGUUGGAUGGUUUGAAACAUCUGCAAAGGACAACAUCAACAUAGAUGAAGCUGCUCGAUUCUUAGUAGAAAACAUCCUUGCCAACUACAGAACCUUUCCUAAUGAAGAGAAUGACAUGGGGAGACCAAAACUGGACCUAGACCCAUUGAAAGCAGAGAGUAAAUCACAGUGCUGCUAAUGGUACCACUGCUGAGUAAAUGUUACGGGAUGAAUUACAAGACUGUUCCUUAAAUUGGACUGCUGCUAUGGUGCUGCAUUGUGACCAUCCAUAUGGGGUGUCUGGUAUUAGCUAACUAGGUGAUUCUUUUGGGUGUUUACAUAUUCUUGUUCAGCAUGGAACUGAGUAUCAUGUGAGAGAUCACUCCACUUGCUUGACUGGCUGUGUCUGAGUCUGGUUAGGGUCUUCUUUCUUGAGAACAUAAGGUAGGUAGUGUUUACACUCCUAAAAAGGAACAAAGAUAACAUUCAGUGUCUAGUUUGCUUCUAGGACAUUUGCUACAUUCCAGAUAGGACUCAUUUGUCAUGGUUUUAACUGAAUAAACACUUGCACCUUUACAGUAAAUUUUUCCCUUGUCACCAGUAAGGUCCCACUUCAGCAGGCUCACUUAUGCACUUGUCUGCAUUUAUUAUCCCCCACCAUGAGGAUCUAUCUCAUUGCUAGUUCUCCUGGAUUGAGACAUCCCAGAAAUCUCAAAGGGGCUAAUGACCAGAUGGAAGAUAUCUAUCUUAGUGUGUCCACUAAGGGUGAGUGAAGUAGAUGGCUUUUACCACUGCGUUAAGGGUAAAUGAUUGUACUGAACAGGAGAAAGGCAUGGUUUUAGAAAUACUAAUAAAAAAGCAUCUCCAGCCAUUUAAGGCAGACUAUUUUCAGCUAAUACUUUACAUAUGAAACACAUUAAUGAAUGCAGUUGUAAUCCUGGUAUAUAGUUAUGGUAACCUUGCCCACAUGUGCAUCCAGAAAUAAACAAAGUAACCUUUGUGUGCACUAACACUGAAAAUUUUACCAAUAAUGCAGAAAGUAAUAUAUCUUGCUGUUCUGUGAUAAUGUACUUGUUUUUUUUUCCUUUUAUCUUGAGGUGGUUCUGAAUGCUAUGAGGGAGGAGUGAGAUCUUAAAGGAAAUAGCUUAACUGGUUCUUGCUAGCCUGGAAAAAAAAAAAAAACCUCCCACACUACCCCACCACAAAAUCCAAGCUCUUUCUUUUUUCAGUUUUAGAACAGUGCUGCACUCUGACUACUUGCAGUUGGUGAACUGGCUCACCAGUUUGUAACUCUGUAUACUGAAAUGCUUAUGUUCCCUUGUUAUAACUCAUAUUUUUGGCAGCAAAUGAAGAUCAAAAGGAUUAGAGAGAUUUCACGGUUCUUGAAUACAGUCUGGAACUCUGGCUCUGCUUGGCUGAAAGGUUUUGAAGCUCCUCUGUUUUUUAAAAGUUUCUUCUGUCUUGGUGCCUCAUUGCUACUGACUUCAGAGGUCUUGUCUUGCUUGGUCUGAUGGUGCUGAUGCUUACUUAAACAUCAGCAUGAAGUAUAUGCCAGAUUGUAUAUACUUAAAUCUGUAUUGAAAUUUCCUAGGCUGUCCUUUUUUUCUAAAGAGAAACAUACUUUUUAAAAGAAAUAAAUAUAUUUGGGCAUCUUACAUGUUGUUGUAUUCUUUUGAGAAAAUGAGUCUUUAUAUUGUCUGUUCCCCCUAUACACAAAUGCUUUCACUGAUAUUUGAGAACAACUUCAUCUUCUAGUAGCUGCUACAUUAUAGACUUAUUUUAACUUACCACGGUGAGGCUUGUCAUAAGCUAGAACUGGGUUUAGCUAGCUUAGGAUUAUAAAAUAAUUCAGAUGAAAAGAUUCUUAGGAGUGUUCUAAGCCAACACCCUUCUCUAAGGAAGGUAAUAACCAGCAUGCUUAGGCUUUCAUGUGGUCUGGUCUUCAGUAAAGGAGACCAUAUGGCCUUGGGAAAGUUGUUUCAAUGACUGAUUGUCCCCUCAAAGUUCAUCUAGUCUGAACCUUUAACUUCAACUUACAUCCAUAGUCUCUCAUCCUCAUACUGUGCACCACUGUAAAUUGUGUAAAUUAGGGUUGUGCAGAUUUAUUGGAUGCUUAAAUCUUGAUUGCUACUUCAAAAAUUCUUUUGAAAGCCUGUAGCAUUGCAGAAAGGAAGUUUUACUCGUCCAUUACUUGCUUGGUGGCUUGUUUGGGUUGUUAACCUUUCUAGGUAACCUGGAACUACCAUAAUAAUCUUAUUCAGUCACUUGUAGAACUCCAUUUAGACUGUAAACUCAGUUUUAAUAAGUUGUUUAAUCUCUAGUCUCUUUUUAAACUUUAAUUACAGCUGCAUUAAUCCAAUAACUAGCCAGUGGAGCGUGUGUAGCCUGUUUAUUUGCUUCUUGACUAGAUAAAAAAAAAAAAAAAAAGUAUAUAUAUAUGUAUGUAUCGUGGUGACCAGUCAGAUGGUGCAAUUUCCUGUUCACUGGGCUUUAACUGUAAGUUUACUGAGCCUAUGCACUAUAACAUGAAGUUUGUCACUAAUGGGCAAAAGAAGGCUAGUUCUUGAGUCUGUCUACUAUGGCAUAGGAGGCUGGUCUACAGUCAAAAGUCUUUAAAAUACCUACUUUCCUGGGGAAACUGCCAACAGAGGCACACUUUUUUUUCUUCGAAACAGCUAUAGCACUUUUUUAUUUUUAAUUUUCAGAAUCAAUAGCAACAUAAAAAAUUCUGAAGCUUUGGGAGGCUACUUAAAUUCAUUAGUUUUACCUAAGUCCUGCCAGUGGCAGUAUAAUCCUAUGCAGAUCAGUUUUAAGAAUGUCUACAUUUCUGCUUGAAGAGCUUUUGCUACUAUGUUUAAGCAGUGUCCUUGUUUUGUAUGUAGCUUGUGUUCUUCAAGCUCCACCUGCAUGAAGAAUGGCCAAGACUCUCAAAUUGUAGUGGAGUAUACUAAUUUUGAUAUGGCUUCUCACUGACUGGAGAAGCCGAGACAGUCAUCCAGGGAGUUUGAGUUGGUUUUGUAUAGUUGUAUACAUUUUAUUUUCUCAUUAAUAUCUUCCUUUUAUUAUUGUUGCAUCGAAGCUGUUUUAAAGUUAGUUUCCAAACCACAGGACUCUCUCAUUUCCCUUUUCCCUCUCCUGUAAGUGGGAGAUUUUGGCUAAAAGCUAAACCCUGGUGGGGGCAGAGAAGGGGCUAAACCAGGACAGCUAGUCUUCCUUUGUGUUACAAGCUGCAUUUUAACUCCUGAUACUUGGAGGGAUCAUUACUAUGUUUGAAACUCAUGGAGAGAAUCAGGAAGUCUGAUCAAGCCAGAAGGCGUAGGAAAAGGCCAGCGUUCUAGCCUGAGAGAGGGAAGUGGAGCAACUCCCUGGCAGAGGAGACUGAGACACUAUUUUGUGGAGAAGUGUUUACCUCAGUUAAACUUGUCGUGAAGCCCUGUCCUAAUUAACCUAAGAACUGUGAUUUGGAAAGAUGUGUGGAAUUCUAAACAGACCCAAUUCAACUUUGGACUAAUAAGUGAGCUAAGUGUCAAAUAACAUUUUAUACAUGUGCAGGAUGUAUAGUAAAGUGAUGCUUCAUCUCAAUCAGGUGAAACGAGGCCCCCAUGAUAUUUUAUUUCAUUCUCUUGCAAUCUGAAAUGUCAUCCUUAAAUGAGCAAGUACCUGACUUCUUAGUCCUUACAUUUAAGGGACAGUUUUGAGAUUAAAAUUUUAAUAAAAAUCUGUAAUCAGUGCCUAAGUAAAAUGUAUUCCCUGGUGUGUUUCCGUCAACUAAUUUCGUAAAGACUGGUGAUGGCAUAUAGUCUUCCUGGAUUGUAGUUGUGUGGUAUGUCUGUGCAGCUAAUGAAAAGUCAGCCUCUAUUCAUUUAGAAAGCUUAAUGAGGUAUUGCAAUUGCCAAGAAAACUAGAAGGGAGUUAGACCAAUUAAUGAUCUUUCAGUGUGGGAUUUUCUAGGUGUGUCUCAAUUGCAGUAGUAGAAAAGCAUGAGCUAUUCCAAGCUCCAGAGUUUUGUUUCUUUAAACUUUGUGUCAGACUAUUGAUCUGUAAUAGCACACACUCUCCUUAAGUUGUACAAAACCUUGUUUGUCUGUAAUGAUCAAUUGCUGCAGAACAGUUUGAGUCAUUCUUGAAAUAUGGUGAUAAGAGGAAAUGGUUAUAAAACAAAUAUGUGUAGUCAAAUUAUGGUAUUGAAUAGUGAAACAUUUUGCUCUUAAACUGUUGCUUCCUUUAUUUUUGUAGUAUUAACAUCUUGAUAGUGACCUUGGUUCCAAAACAGAAAAUUGACUACCUCUGUCUUUGUUUACAGAACACUUUAUUUGGUACAGAAACACGUUUCUCCUAAGUGUGUGUAUGUCUUCGUCUGUCACAUAAUGAAUUACUAAAGAAUUCAAGAAAUACGAGUGGCAAUAUACGUUCAGGAGUAAAAAAUAUAUUGACAAAUGCCUGAGAAAUAAUGAUUCUGAAUUGAAAUACAUCAUUAACUUAGCAGUACAUAAAAGGACAAUUCAGAUAGUUUUGUUCUGCAGCAGAAUAAUAUUGAAAAUAAGGAACAUGCUAGAUUCAGAUACAACGAUGUAGUGAAGAUUAUUUGAAAGAAAUUGUGCCUGUAUUGUACAUGACUGUUAUAAAGCUCUGUCUCUAAGAUCACUUCUCUGUUUCAAUUUGUGCCUAAACAGGAAAAAAAGAAGUGCUUAGUGUAUUUUUAAAGACAUGAUUAUGGAUUCUUGUUUAUUCACUGAAAAUUUUAGCUUAGACAACCUAUGUGGCUUGCGUACUCAUGUAAUUCUACUAGAUGGCUAUUUUGUCAUUUCAGCCUGUGUACAUAGAAAAUGCUUUCUGUCCCAAGUACCUUUUUUAGGUAGAUAUGGUGUUUCUUAUACCUUUGGCUUGAGAGGUACGCAAAUAGAGGGCUAGCAUCUCAGUAUUGGUUCCCUCAUCCUUUGGCAAACAUAAUGAGAUGAGUAUAGUGAUCUGGUAUCUUUUUAUCACUGAGUAAAUCACUAUUUUGGCCUGAAAUCUAAAUGGAAUUAAAAUACACAGGAUUCCUGACCUUAUAACUCAAAAUGAAAUGAAAAUGUGCAGGAUUCUUGGUUUUACUCUCCUUAGCUUUUAACUGGAAGUAAAAGGUAGCUGCUGCAUGUCAUGUGCCAUUUCAAUACUGAAGGAUUUUGUAUCUUUUUACAGGUUCUAGGAAUAAAAGAAAAUGUUCAGUCUUUUGAGAAAAUAUUCAGGCUGCUUCUGUUUCACCUCAUCAUUUUUUUGUAACUUAAUCUUUUAACCUGUUUAUUAUCAUGAGCUUUCUAAAAGCUGAAGUUAUGCUGUUAUUGGUCCUGUUGGAAAGCUCUUGGCUUCCUAAAGGUCAAAGAUAGCAUGGACAUUCUGCUAAUUCCAUUUCUAAAGUCUUCUGCCCUUCCCGAUUUGUAUCAAAAUAGUAUGUAGUAUCCAUCCAGAAUAAUGGACUUUCAACCUGUUGCAUUCAGAUGGGUUUGCUUUUUGAUUUUUGUAUUUCAAUAGUGGUCUCUAGACAGUGGUAUUGAGGGUUACUCUGUAGGAUAGUACUUGGUCCACAUUAUCCAUUUACAUUGUUCCUAUUAUGUCAGAGCAUCUUUGAUUAUAAUGAGUUAAUUUUAAGUGACAGGGCUAUCCCAGCAUUGAUGUAGCAAAAUGUCUGCCCCACCAAGGUACAUUCAGUAUUAACUUUAAAUUACUAUGCCUUAAGCAUGAUUUUGUAGUCUGUCAGUAUUUAUUCAGCAUAGUACAAUAUAGAAAUAUUUGUAUUGUGCACAAAUAUUACUCCUAGUCUCUAUUCCCUGGACAGCAUCUGGCUGAUUGGAGUGCGAAGUGACAGGGCCUGAUUGACAGACCUAGAGCAAUGUGGGUUGACCUAUGAAUGAUUUGUAUUGCUCUACGAUGUGUACUGUUUAAUCUGUAACUUCUCACAUUGCUGUUAUAAGUGGAAUUGUGCUGUGCUACUCCUGGCACAGAGAGCAUGAGAAAGAGAGGCGGUAACCAGCUGGGGCCAGAGACUCUGCAUUUUUGGGGUGAUGUAAUUUGUUUAUUCAACAACAUAAAAGCUAGAUCCCUUGCAAUGAUGGUUGGAGACCUCACCUACAAGUGGAUGUACUGCACGGGACCCUCCAGUUGCCGGGACAGCCUCUCCAAAUCCUCACUGUGAAAAAGGGGCUCCCCUGCAGAUCUGAUGAUGAUGACAGGGCGAUUUGUGAUGUAUCUUUCUUAAUUACUGUACUUAUUCUCCUGUACUAAUGAUUAGACGCAUUGCCUUUAAAAGUUGUUACUGCUAACUUGUUGAUGGCUAUGAAUCAUUUGUUACCUUGCUUGCUGUAACAAGUUGAGUAAAACUUCAUUUCACAGAGUAUUAGAGAGUUUGGACUUUUAUGCUGAUUGUGCUUUGUGCUUAGCACCCUGUGGUAAAUCAGUGCUGACACUUUUAUUGAUAUAAGAGUACAUAUGGGCAAACUAUCUUGCUUGAAGCCUAAAGAAUUCCUGUUUCAACUGUGCUUUGCCUAAGGUACCCAGAAUCACUGCCUUCUAGGAUUUAAUAGUUUAAGGAGCAAGGGCUUUCAGUUAGAUUGUCCAUUGGGAUGCCAUUUAUUUUCACUAGAUUAUUGUUUUAAGCACAAUUAAUGAGAUUUACCAUGGCUUGAUUGGUUAUGAUGGCAUUUGUGUCAUAUAUGUGAUGGCGCAAGUGUCCUAAUGACUUGCAUCUUUCAGUGUAUCUGAAGUCUGAGAAUGUAAACUGCGUUGCAGGAGUAUUUUUAUUUAGGGAAGAUGAUUUGGUUUUACUUGGUAGACUGGAAGAAUAAGCUCGAAGACAUCUUACAGCUAUACCUAUUUAUGGUCUUGUUCCUGACAUUUCUUGAAGAAUGUUAAUCACAUAUUACAAAAUAUUUAUCUAGUGAUCUUAUUUUGCAUUUUUAAAAGACUGUUUGAUUUUUAGCUUAUAUACACAACUGUAACCCCACUUAAAACUGCAGUGAAAUUAAUCAUUAUUAAAAAAGAUUUGCUAUGGUUUGCAGCAUGCCUUAACUUAAAACAAGAUUUAACUAUUUAAAUCUCGGGCAAAGAAGUUACAUCCUUAAUUGUAAAUAACAGGUAAAAUACUGUAAAUAACAAGUAAAAUACUGAUUUAGUAGUGUCUACAGUUCAGUAGUUAACACUGCAUUAAGAUGAUGUGUUAUUCUAAAAAGAUAAAUAUUCUUCCAUCCCUCAGGCUACAAUCAAAAUUAAUCAUAUCUUUUAACAAAGAUUUUUUUUUUUAAAGAGGUAACACUACUUCCUCUGUUGGUAUCCCUAUGUUUUAACAUUUGCCAUUGCUAGAAUACCACAGUUGUCCUCAACUCCAAACUUCAGAUAGGGUUUUCACAUAGUAUCAAAAUGAGGGAGAAGGCUUUCAUUUUGACAUAGAGAAACUCUUGUUAUGACUCAUCAAACGUAAAUUUAGAAAAGAAGGGCUAUGGCCCUGUCUGUUUCUCUAAGAUACUUCAAUUUUUGUUUGCUGUCUGCUCUGACUGCUUCCACUUUAUCCCCUUCUACAGUAUGUGAAAGUUUUGGGCAGGGCCAGCUUGACUGGUAAACCCUC
Cuculus canorus (common cuckoo) is the source of this 8233-nucleotide messenger RNA. It is a transcript of the gene RAB32, whose product is annotated as RAB32, member RAS oncogene family. NCBI's taxonomy places the organism in Eukaryota, Metazoa, Chordata, Aves, Cuculiformes, Cuculidae. Gene Ontology annotation, cellular component: phagocytic vesicle; lysosome; trans-Golgi network. Gene Ontology annotation, molecular function: GTPase activity; GTP binding. The transcript has 3 exons. Bases 179 to 835 code for a protein of 218 amino acids. Gene Ontology annotation, biological process: phagosome-lysosome fusion; endosome to lysosome transport. The record is from RefSeq and is a predicted model, not a curated record.